This is a messenger RNA of Dichotomopilus funicola, 756 nucleotides long. RefSeq lists its product as uncharacterized. The transcript is spliced from 3 exons. The record is from RefSeq and is a predicted model, not a curated record. Lineage: Eukaryota; Fungi; Ascomycota; Sordariomycetes; Sordariales; Chaetomiaceae. The coding region runs from base 1 to 756 and encodes 251 amino acids.
AUGGACGUCCCGUCGAUUCCCCAGAAAGCAAAACCAUGGCCGCCCGCCUCGCCCGAUCAGCAUCCUGGCCAGCAGCGAGAUCGACUGAUCGAGCACCUGGCCUUCCGUUUCCUCACGCGCAAAACUCGCCAACUCCACCUCCAUCGCUGUGGCUUCGGCCCAAACGCCCAAAACGACCUGAUCAUCAACGGCGCCUCCACCUUCCGGAAUGUGUGCCUCGACGAGUGGGAGGCCAAGCCCCGUAUGAGCCACAGCAGCCGUAGGCCCCCACCCGAGGUCUGGCUGCACCUCGGCGUUAGCAUCGCCGUGGAUACUACGCAUGGAUCCUGGAAUCGGUUCACCGCCGAGAGUAAAUCGCUUUCCUCUAUGAUGAGCGAAACGAACAAGGCCUCGUUAAGCGGCCAUUUUGCCGCUAUGGAAAACACCGAUAUGCACGGCGCUCGAGACCACGAUGAUGGCGGGUGGUGGAAGAACUGGCGGGGCCCCCGGCGCUGGGGCCGUGCUGCUGCUGCGGUGUACGCCGGUGCAGUCCAUGCCAUGGCUGCCGGGGCGUCUGUCAAUUUUGCGUGGGGCGCGUUGUCGGUGAAGGCCGGGGCCGGGAUGGCGGCUGUGACGGGGGAUGUAACGACCGCAGGAACAGCAGUGGCGUGCGUUGGAGGCGCGGUGUUGCUUGGGGCUGGCGUGGCUGCGGCGGUGUAUUUUGUUCUUUGGGGGUAUGUGUUUGGGAUGUUGAAGAGGGCGUUGUCGUGGUUCUGA